UAUAUCAGUGCGCGUAGUAGUAUUAGCUUCUCUCUCCAAAUUCAUUGAACUUAAUUGAGUUGAUCGGCUACAGGACUGGUGUUUAACAGGUCCAUCACAGAAAGAUUAUCUCACAGUAUAUUAUUAUCUACUGUAAUAGUAAAUAAGACGACUGCAGUGAAGAUUAGCGAAUUUAUGAAGUGCUGAAUUCAGUUAAUAGUGGAGUAGAUGCUGCUGAGCUGAGCGGGUGUGAAAAAAGGCGACUCUAAUGGGCAAUUAAAAGGUUUAAUGACAUUUCAGAAAAUGUUGAAAUGACGAUGUUGAUUCCCAUUCAGAUAAAUGGAAUAAAAAUUGAUACGUGUAUAAAUAUAAGCUCAAUAUCUCGUACUUUUUCGCGCUCGUUGCAGGAAUAAUAAUAAUUAAGAAUUGGCCUUUGGAUUACACAAAAAGAUACAAAGAGAAAUAAACAAAGAUGCGGCUGUACAAGAGGAAAAACAUUAAGAGUCUGGGGUACCUCCUUGCAGGAUUGCUCGCCGUCAAAAUUGUCAUCGAGCGCUCCGACUACGACAACCAGAGGAGGCGGGCGAGCACUCGUCACGUGACCCCGGACGUCCGACCUGACCUCCUCGAUCAAGGUGAGCAGCUCCUCCUCCAAGCACACGGCAAGGAAUACGAAGACGAAGAGAUCGACGACGAAGGGGAGAAUGGGGGAAUACGCGACAUAGAGGAAUUGGCGGAGAGUUACGAAUACAUGGAAGAUAAAGAAGAGGAAGAUGGAGGCGAUAGUGUGGCCGUGAGUCUCGAGGCCGGAGAGGGGGACGUGCGAGCGCCUUUGGACGAGAAUAUGCAGGAGUUCUUUGAAGAGAGAGAGAAGGUGUACAAGGAGCGCAGAGAACGAGUACAGCAAGUGUGCAAAGACCUUGGGGGCGCCGGGUCCUACGGGUCCAUCGACCAGUGUCCUCUGAAGCGCCUCCGGUGGCUCGUGUCGCACAAUCUGCUCAUGUGCUUUAAUGCAAAGGUUGGGACAUCAACGUGGACGCAGUAUUUAAUGGAGGCAGGUUUCCCGGGGGUUCUGAAAAACUCGACGCACUGGCAUUACACUGCCGAGCGGUACCUUAAACCCACUCAUAAAAGAUACAGCUCAGCAGCAAAGGAUCUAAUGAAGGAAUUUGGGAAAGUCGUGAUAGUCCGAGACCCGUUCGCCCGCAUCGUCUCCGCGUACCUAGACAAGAUCGCUACACGCUCCUUCGCCAAACUAAGUCGGUACAUCAUCAAAAACUACCGAGUGAGCCCGAGGAACAACGCCACCAGACAGCCGACUUUCGAAGAGUUCGUGAAGUUCCUGGUGGAGCACACGUCCUCCUCCGACAGCGUCUGGAAGAAGCUUGAGACCCGCACGGACCGGCACUGGUUCCCUUACUACGCCAACUGCUUCCCCUGCGACAUCGACUAUGACGUCAUUGCCACUAUGGAGACCAUUCAUGAGGAUACACGAUAUAUAAUGCAGAAAUACAGACUUGGUCUUUCGGAUACCAUCUGGGGCAAUCACAGAUCUUCCACGUCUUCUGAGGAAAAAGCUCUUGCUCUCUUCAAGACCAUUCCGCGCAGCCUGACCAUGGCACUCUACCAGCGUAAUCGUAUAGAUUUCCUUAUGUUUGGUUAUUCAGUUGAAAAAUAUUUAUCCCCUCCCUCUGACGCUCUUCCUUAAUCCUUAAUUUUAAAUAGAAACGGAAUCUGUGCAUUCUAUACCUAUAAUUUAUGUUUUAUGUUAUUGACGUCGCAGUAUUUAAGAAUGAUUUGUAAAUAUGGCGUACGGGUGAAUAUGCAACUUCUUAUGUAUAUAGCGAAUGUGGACGAGACUAUUGUGUGAAAUAUAUAGAUUAAGA
Molecule: messenger RNA, 1865 nt
Organism: Penaeus indicus
Lineage: Eukaryota; Metazoa; Arthropoda; Malacostraca; Decapoda; Penaeidae
Product: carbohydrate sulfotransferase 11-like
Exons: 8
Coding region: 452-1687 (411 amino acids)
Biological process (GO): carbohydrate biosynthetic process
Cellular component (GO): membrane
Molecular function (GO): sulfotransferase activity
Source: RefSeq, a predicted model, not a curated record